Messenger RNA from Puma concolor (puma), 1977 nucleotides. It is a transcript of the gene LCA5L, whose product is annotated as lebercilin LCA5 like. Lineage: Eukaryota; Metazoa; Chordata; Mammalia; Carnivora; Felidae. Gene Ontology annotation, biological process: intraciliary transport. Gene Ontology annotation, cellular component: axoneme. The record is from RefSeq and is a predicted model, not a curated record.
AUGUCUCUGGCUGAUCCAGCAGAAACAAGUGUAGAUGAGCACCUCCCCUGUGUGGCCUUAGGACCCAGGAGGAGGUCUGCAGAAUGCACGGGAACCCAGGACGCAGGUGACUGUUCAAGAGGCAGCCCCAGUCACGCUUCUGGUAGGAGUGUGGAUUACAGCAGAUCUCAGUGUUCCUGCAGAAGUUUAAGUUCUCCCUGUGAUUAUUCAGAAGACUUUCUCACUGAAUGUUCUGAAACAGCUCGUAAUAGAAAUUAUUUAGAGAAGACUAUGAUAAGAGAAAAAAAGAAUGAGAAGAAAACGUAUAAUGUCUCUAAAGUCUCCCAACCUAAAGGCCGGAAGGAGAUCUCAAUUGAAAGAAAGCACAACUGGAAUGCGCCACUUUUAAAUGCUGAGAACAAUGUGAUUGCCCAAAGAAGAGAUGCUGUGACUCAUCGCAUCCUCUCAGCAAGGCUCCAGAAGAUUAAAGAGCUCAAAAACGAACUAUGCGAUAUACGUCGUAAAUUGGAAGCCACGGUCAUAGAAAACCAAUUUUUGAAACAUCUUCAGCUUAGGCACUUGAAAGCAAUAGGGAAAUAUGAGAAUUCACAAAAUAAUCUACCUCAAAUUAUGGUAAAACAUCAGAAUGAAGUAAAAAACUUAAGGCAGCUACUUAGGAAAUCCCAGGAAAAGGAAAGAAGCGCAUCCAGGAAACUUCGAGAAACCGACAGUGAGCUGCUGAAGACUAAAGACUCCUUGCAGGAGCUGCAGAGGCUUUCUGAAGACAAAAAUCUUGCAGAGAGGGAAGAACUCACUCAAAAAUUGUCUGUUCUCACAACGAAAACAGAGGCAAACAACAAAAAAAUACAGAGCUUGGAAAAACAGUUGAGGCUGAACAAUAGAGUCUUUAAUCGGCAGUUGGCCACUGAGAACCGGAAGACGUUAGCAGCCCAGGGAGCUACAAAGACUCUGCAAAUGGAAAUAAAACGCCUUCAACAAAAACUUAAGGAGAAGGACCGAGAGCUUGAAAUCAGGAACAUCUAUGCGAAUCGGAUACUUAAAAAUUUACAUGACAAAGAUUAUCCGACAGUUUCUUCAACAAAAUCCGUACAAGCAGACAGAAGUUUUUUGUUUACAAGCAUGAAACACCAGGAAACCCAAAAAUCAGAUGUUCCAUCUUUGACAACUAAGGGUAAAAAGACAACUGGAAACGUUGGUCAUAAAGAAAAAUCCACCAGAAUGACCUGUGCGGUUCCUCCCUGUAUCAGCAAACUACCAAACCAAGAGGAGUCCAAGAAAAAAUACGAAGAUUUAUCAAAGGAAGAGGACCAUUUGGAAGUACGAGCACCUCCAGAGAACCCUGAGAGGCAAAGGGAGAAAAAAGAUCAAGAGAAGAAAACCACUUUAGUGCCCGAAGAACAAGAAGUGCCACCAAAGAGAAUUCAAGAGACUCACCCUGACAGGGAGGACACGCGGGAAGACGACGCAGUGAAGGAAGAGUUCAGAAGUCUGCAAGUCAGUGACGCGGGUGAGGGGCCCAAGAAAAACGCAGCUGCAAACGUCAAAAUACCCUUCCGGCAGAGAAAGCAUUACUUGUUCACGGAAGCCACCGAGAACCUGCAUCUGGGCCUGCCCGCGUCAGGGGGGCCGGCCAGCGCAGGCAAGGCCCACGGGCUCGCGGAGGGACCGAAACCAGAACGUUCUGUGAGCGGGUACGAACCCUCUUUCGGCAAGUCUUCCCGACCCAAAGCAAAAGACACUUUCAGCGAGAAGAAAAGCAGUCUCAUGGAGGAACUGUUCGGGUCAGGCUGUGCCUUUAAACAUGACCCGACCAGCACGGCUGCCCCCAGGGGGGCCGAGGAGACCGCAGAAGGCAUGGCGCACCAUCCGCCUCCCGGUCAGGCCUCGGCCAGCAAUGCUUUUGGAGAUUCUAAAGUAACUGUGGUAAACUCCAAGUCGUCUUCGCCCACCGAAGAGAAAAGGAAAAUAAUUAUUUAA